Pochonia chlamydosporia 170 is the source of this 1740-nucleotide messenger RNA. Its product is annotated as MIP transporter. Gene Ontology annotation, cellular component: plasma membrane. The record is from RefSeq and is a predicted model, not a curated record. The coding region runs from base 1 to 1740 and encodes 579 amino acids. Lineage: Eukaryota; Fungi; Ascomycota; Sordariomycetes; Hypocreales; Clavicipitaceae. Gene Ontology annotation, molecular function: water channel activity; glycerol channel activity. Gene Ontology annotation, biological process: glycerol transmembrane transport; water transport. The transcript has a single exon.
AUGGUCUCAAAUACCGAUGACGGCCCUGAAAAUUCAGACCUAAGGCGACUCAAUUCAAACUUUUCGUGGCGUCCCAGUAACCGAGUACCAAGCCUCAAUAGACGAUCGACACUUGCCGAAAGGACCCAGGGACAGUUUACGGUCGCAGGGCCAGACGACACAAGUAACUUGCGACAAUCCCAAGAGCCCUUUGUGCAACCUGGAUACGCCGAACUGAACCCAUCCUAUGAUCAACCACAGAAUGCGAAGCCAGUAUGGAGUUUGGCCAAACCUCUCCCGCGUGUGGUGCGGCCAGGGAUGGUGCCUACGAAAGAGGAGUUGAUACAGAACCGCCAAAAAGCUCAAUUACCGGCCGAGAACUCUCAAAAGCAAGGCCUCGACGUGGACCCAAACGAGUUGGAGCAAGGUCGAGUUGAUGUAAAUGUCGAUCCGCGCAAGAUAGCGGCCCAAGUUGAGGAUGCAAGAAUACAGCGUGAGGAGAACCUAGUGAGCAAAGUCCUGGCAGGUGGUGAAGGGCUUUCUCGGAGGCCAUCACGUAUUUCUAGAACCUCCACCAGCCGUGAGAGAAGACCAUCCAACUGGGAGAUCCCUGAAGAUCACUUAGCUACUGUUCCCGAGGCCGUGACGCCAUUCGAGACAGACGGCCCGGGGCAACACCAGCAGGAUUACCUUGGGGAAUACCCUUUCCAUCAUGUAUCAGAAGAACAUCCACUUCCGGACGCAGGAUUGACUGGAGAUGCAACAACCCAACCAGUUGAUUCCGGCCUUGGUGACAUCCUUGAAUCGGUGUACCCGAAUGACUUGCAUCCCCUUGUGCAAGACCUCGUGGAAAAGGAAGUGCACAACAACCACACUGCAUGGUCUGUCAUUCGAACAUAUCAUAGAGAAGCCUUGGCUGAGUCCUUGGCUGUCUUUGUUCAGCUUACCAUCGGCUUUUGUGCGGAUCUCGCAGUCACUCUGGCCACGACGCCUAGCCCAAACACAACAGCCUGGUGCUGGGGUUUGGCGACAAUGAUGGCCAUCUAUAUAUCCGGUGGUGUCUCUGGUGCCCACCUCAACCCAGCUAUCACCAUAAUGCUCUGGUUCUACAGAGGAUUUCCCAAGCGUAAGAUGCCAGAGUACUUUCUAGCGCAGUUCAUCGGUGCAUUCUGUGCUGGCCUUGUUACAUAUGGCGUAUACUACGCCUCGAUACGCGAGUAUCUCAUUGCAAACUCAAACGUCGGCAUCAUCAACAGCUUUGUGACGAGUCAGCGACUCCACUGGAUUGACGCGGCGACAGCCUUUUUUAAUGAAUUUGUCGGAACUGUGCUCCUCGGCAUCACGAUUCUCGCCCUGGGUGACGAUCAAAACGCACCGCCUGGAGCGGGCAUGAACUCCCUUAUUAUUGGUUUGGUCAUUACCUGUCUGAGCAUGACUUUCUCCUAUCAAACUGGUGCUGCCCUGAAUCCAAGUCGUGAUUUUGGUCCACGGUUGGCUCUGCUGGCCGUUGGGUAUUCUGGCGAUGACCUUUUCAAGAACGCAUACUGGUUUUAUGGCCCCUGGGCCGGUGCCAUAGGCGGCGCCAUGGUUGGAGGGCUGUUGUAUGACUUUAUGAUCUUCACUGGUGGAGAGUCUCCUAUCAAUUAUCCCCUUGAAAGGACGCAGCGGGCUAUGGUGAAAAGUGGCAGGAAGUGGAAAGGGAGAUAUCAGCGGGUUAAAAAGGUUCGGCUUUUUUCACGCCGGCCAAAGGUUUCCGGAUAG